Molecule: messenger RNA, 1021 nt
Organism: Fimicolochytrium jonesii
Lineage: Eukaryota; Fungi; Chytridiomycota; Chytridiomycetes; Spizellomycetales; Powellomycetaceae
Exons: 2
Coding region: 30-695 (221 amino acids)
Source: RefSeq, a predicted model, not a curated record
AUGGGGCCAAAAAAACGAUAUGCGUAUUGAUGUGUGACGGGAUGUAUGUACAAAUGCACUACGGGUACGCCCGAUGGGGAGGGAAUGAUGAAAACGGUGCAGGGCGGGGAAGUCACUUUUUGGGCCGUGCGACCGACCUAAUAGGGGGUUCCAAUACACCCACCCGACUGGUCGUGCAUACAUAUCGGGAUGUGCCGACAAUCGCCCCUGUCCGCAUCCCCGCUCUACACUCCCAUGUCCGAUCCCCCUUCGACUACCGCCCAGCAAGACACUCCAAGAACUCGGCCCCCUCCCACGUCACACUCGCAUACCGAUCGAGAUGGAUGGCGAGAUGGGCGGCGAGGAUGUGCGGACAUAUGCGUGUGUGGUGUGACGGUUUCGAUUGGGCGAGGGAGCAUGUGCAGAAUGGAAUGAAGGGGAGGACUGUGAAGAAGUCGGUUUCGGCUUCGAUUUGGAAGAAGGAUCUGUUGGCUGGUCCGUUUACUUUCGUUACGGCCUGUGUAUCGAGGUACCUCAACGCGGCGGUGGUGGUGUCGAGGUCGAAGAAGACCGCUAGCCUGGAAAGGGUGGAAAGACAAGGAAAGUGUUGGGAACUGGGGAUUGGGGUGCUUCAGCGAUAUCCUGUCCUGCAUCAAUAUCUGGCACACCAAGGAGUUCCGAGAUGGUCACAGUUUUGGACCCCAUCUACACCGUAGGAUGGACCUCGUAUCGCACACCCGUCUCCCUCCUAGCCAUCUUUCUCUCUCUCCCUUGGGCCGCCCGGCCCCACUCACGUCCAGAUAUCCUUGUCGGCCCAUUUCCGGGUUUCCGUCGGCACGAGGGCGAUGAUGUCUGGUAUAGAAAGCAUUGCUGGAGCGUUUCCUUUUUCUUCGGUUGAGCGAGAGCAGACGUGCUGUGUGCUGGGUGCAGUAGGAGACGGAGCGAGAGUGGUGUGGACUCUCGUGAGGGGGGAAGCCUAUGAAGUAGAUGAAGCAGGCCCAGAGGAACGCGUGCUCGACCCGAGAAGCAGCACCCACCCAGG